GUGCGGCACUCUUCACGGUCGCGGCGGCGUCUGCCUCAAUCUCUCCGCCACUCCUCGCACACAGCGGCAGCGCUUCAUCCUCCUCCUCAUCCUCAUUAUCAACAUCCGUGACCGAGGCCUCGAGUUUGGUGGCCAAACCUCUGGCGGGGACAGGGACGAUUGUGGAAAAAUACGUGGCUAAGUUGAAACCUUCUGCGGCCGGCUGCAAAGGUGCAUCGGGAAAAGCCGUCGUGAAGCUCGUGAG
Closterium sp. NIES-65 is the source of this 244-nucleotide messenger RNA. NCBI's taxonomy places the organism in Eukaryota, Viridiplantae, Streptophyta, Zygnematophyceae, Desmidiales, Closteriaceae. The record is from the annotation of a GenBank genome assembly.